GAUCACGACUCGCAAGACUCGUUAACGGGAGGAAACUUAUGAAGCACAGCAAGUCUCGUCUAGAAUGUCCACACUUUUUACAGGUUUAAAGUCAAACCGCUGUCAGAUCGAAGUGAACCCCGAACGUGGGAGUGCAUCAGUGGGAAACUCAUCAACGAGGGGUUUCCGGGACACAACAGGGAAGAAGCGUAUCACCAGAUCGUCAUCUGCGUGCAUCCAAACCACUAAGAAUCUGUGCAUCAGACAGGGGACACUUCUGAAAAGCAAAGGCGAGUGGGUCAGCACACCAGCGAACGGUGACGAGUGUCGUGGUCAGCUUUCCUUCACGUCAUCCUUCUCACUGAGGUUCCCGUCUACGAAGAGAAACGAUUACAGAACGAACAUCCGCAGUGCUACGAAGCUAAAAAACAAUGAUCUGCACACAGAAUCUGAUGCAGGCACAAAGGUAGCAGAUGUACAACGUCCAGAGGAUUUCCUAGUCAACGCAUUAAGAGAGUCAACUGGAGGAGCGACUAAAGAUGAAGAUGUGUCUAAAUCAAAAGCUGGAGUUUUCUAUUCAAGGGAAAGCCUCGGCCGGCACGACGUAUCCAGUCGUAGAUCCUCGGAUGGAAUACAGCCUGGUUUAGCCCUCUGUGACAAGCCUGAAAAGAACUGUACACAGGGGCAAUCUGCAAGCGGUGAGAGUGUGACAGAGCUACGAGUCACUGAGAAAGAAAGUUUAGAGGGACAACCAGGAGUUAAUGACCAUCUAGGAAAGAAUGCGGAAGGAAAGCUUUCUCACAGUAAUCUAAUCCCUUUUACAGGAGAUACCGGAUCAAAGGUGGACUCGGACUGCCAGGCCUGUACAUGUUCUCCUAUAAACCAGGCUUCGUUGCUGCCCUCAUUCCCUGAUUCUCAUUGCGGUAAUAAUCUGAAAUCAGAUCUUAUCAGUUCCACAGCAGCAAUGUUUUCUUCUACCUUAGUCUCCGUCCUUGCUCCUCAUUGGAGCGGGCGCUUUAGGAGACACAAACGAGUCUUUAGCGAUCUUGGACCAGAUAUCGCUUUGAGUCAGAAUGAACAGCAACAACGAUGUCCCCUCCAGCAGUUACAAGCACAGGGAGAACCACGUAAAGACUUCGGUAAUAGGUACAGGGCAUCAGCACCAAGCACCAAGAGCUCUGUUGAAUGGCAGAACGAAAGCUUCUCACAUCUCUCAGAACCGAAUAAACAGUAUUUGAAAACCAGAUCUUUGCGAAUGAACAGACACGCGGCAAACCAAACGACAGAAUUUGCCAACCCUAUGCAUGCGUCAUUGAACUCCGGAGACUUGUCCAGGUCCACGAUGUCUCUUCAGCUUAGUGACUACGGAAGGACAGCGAAGUCAGCAGAUCAAGGAGAGCACUUCCCGUCUUCACUGAGGUCCAGACCAACAACCAGCACUUUGCUUUUGUCUUCGAGGCGGUCAUGCUCAAGAAAUCCCAGUUCUGAUUCCUUUCAUACGGAGAAGCAGUCAUCUGCCUCCGUCAGCCCUCUACAUUUACCUAGCAAAAGCAUACUGAAGACGUCCCAACCGCGACCCAAUGCGGGUUCCCCAAACGAUAUAGCCAAAGAGAAACUUGUGACAAAAACCUUUCUUGCAUCACAAGACACACACAAGCCCAAACCAUCCUUCCCCAAAUGGGGAGAGACAGACUCAUCACGGGACCAGCGCUAUGUAAUCACAGGGGAUUUUGACAGAAAUCCUCCUGCUACAAAUAAUCCAACUAGAGAAAGGCUGUUUUCAAACUAUUCGACAAGAUUCAAUCAAGCUGAGACUCUCAGAUCUACUCAGGACCAUGGAGCGGUUGACUGGAGCAUGUAUGAAGAUAAACAUUUGCAGAAUUCAAAUAGUAAUAUCCCAGAAAGAUCUGACUGUUUUUCUCCAAAGGAAAAUAGUAGAUUUGUUUUCCCACAGAUUUCCUCAAAACUGAAUUCUGAUAGAAUGCUCGAGAGAGAGAUCGGCGAAACUUCAAUGACGAGCACAAAUCUCGGGCCAAGUACUUCUGGGCAGUCUAACAGUAUCAAGGAUAUGAUAAACUCCAGCUCCGUAGAUAAAACCAGCACUAUAAAUGGCACAACUAGCCCUAGAACAACCCGUUCAAUUAUCACCAGUCCCUUUGCCAGUUUAUCUCCUGUGUCCCAAGCUCAUACUGACCAAAACAAUAUGUAUAACUCAAGCAUUUCUGUUAAGCCUGCAUCAAGCCCUGUGAACUCCGUACGGACGAGAACGUUUACAGAUAGUCUUAGCUUGUCACCUCGGAAAGAUUCUUCUGUAGAAGGAACAAGUCCGUCCCGAUCAUGGUCAAGCAGUCCGAACUCUAAGGGAUGGUUAGAAGUGUCGAAUCUAAGCCCUUCAUCCCCAUCUGAGUUUAAGCUCAGAAGCAUUUGUACUCCAAGCAUAUACAGAUACCUAAGAGAAACAAGUCCACCUAAUAACACACAGGCAUCUCUGGCAUUGAGCUCUCCAACAACUCAAACCUCAUCUCUAAAGCAAAAACAGGAAGAGGAUAAAAAUUCAAGGAAACUACGGUUCACUUUUGACGUAAACUCACCCGAAUCACGUGAUCCAGUUUCGAAGCCUGACUCCAGUUCCGUCGUCGCACCACAAUCUCUGCCUCCUGACACCGCCAGAAGAUCUUGUAUCAGUAAAUCCCCUUACGCAACCCUCAUCUCAUCAAGAGCAGCAGCAGUCAACGGUCUUCCAUCUCCACCUGUGAUGCACCAGCACAGUGGAGCUUUUUCUCACAGUAGUUCACCAGUAGACGAUACAUCUCCCGAGGUCGAGAAAAGAUGUUAUACAUCUGUCCACAGGGACCGAUUGAGUCAAGGGACCUCACCAGUGAGAGAGACAUUGGGUUCUACUGAUAUCCAGCUUAUGGAAAAGACACGUUCCUCUUGUCAAGAUGGCAUCGCAGAGAGCUCAAUGAAUGCAAAGACCCCAGAUCAAACUAACUUCUCAAUCCCAGACACUACACACCCAAAACUGACUGACUCGGAUAGAUGGAAUUCCCGACAGCUUUCCAUGCCGCUAGAUUCAUCAUCCCCUGUUAAUGAGGUUGUACAAAAGGGAGAAGUAACAGAAAUCUCGCAAACAAGUGGGACAUUCCAGGCAAGCCAGAGUCCUAAAUCAAAGAGGAGCUUCUUCUCAUCAAGAAAUAAAAAAGACAACGUUCUGCCGUCGUCUCUUUCCGCCGAGAAAGAGGGUUUGUCCGAUAAGAAGGGUGAGACGAAAGGACUCAAAUCCAACAAUAAAGUGGACCAGGUGUUGAACCGUUUGAGAAUAACAUUCGGUGGCAGGUUUUCAGAAGACAGUGACACAACAAGUAGGAGAAAGACUAAAAAGGAGGAGUCUUCAAAUGUUAAGCCUUAUGAAGGCAUUAAGAAGGAAAAAGAAAGCGAUGAUCUUACGUUUAAAACACAGACAAAAUCUGAAGAGCUUUUAGAAAACAAGGUUUCUGAAAGGAGUAGGAAGCUUGACCGUGUGGAUGAUCUGACAGUAAGGACACCUGAAGAGGUUUCAGACAGCAAGUGUCCAGAAAGAGGUCAGAAGCUAGUCCAGAUGAAUGGUCUGACAGUUAGAAGAAAGACUAAAAAUAAGACGCUGUUGGACGACAUGCCUUGUGAAUCCAAGAGAAACGUAGAGCAGACGCUUUCCGAGAGUCAAACGCUCAAAUCUCCAAACUCCCCAAAUGGCCAAAUGAUAAAAUCUUGCAACUUUUCUGGCCAUAACUUCAUACGUGAAAAACAAGACGACUUGCCAAAUAUGGACGAGCACAAAAGUCUAAUGGAGGAAAGCAGAAGUCGAUUCCUGGGUAGACCGCUGAGUCCUAACUGGCCUACGCCUGAAAAUACCAGCUGGUACGCCACACUGCCUUCAGGCAAAAGAUCCAGACUUGGCCAGUCUCGGACUCUUUCUCCAUUUGAAUAUUCUUUAGAAGAACAGAAUGAUAACGUGUUUUUCAGCAGUGUCCUGAGAGAAGAGAGAAAUAGUACAUCUCCUGGUGAGACUGAGAAUGUUGUUCAACCAGACAAUGUUGUAAAAACUGGGGGGCAGACUUCAACAGGGGUGGCGGUGUCUUCUCCCUGUGCUGAUCUCAAGUACGGCCUGCAGCGUGGACGAUCUGUUUCGGUUAGCAGCGUUGUUUCGGGGCGUCCGUCGGGUCCUGGACGAAUCUCGACAGGAUCGAGACAAGGCAGCGUCAGCGACUUGAGCAGCUUGGACAGUUUUGUGACCAAAAGCUGGCAUUCAAGUAUCAACAGUCCAGCUGGUUCACCUGAGAAUGAUGCCAUAGCUUCUGUUGGCCAUACUUCUUAUAAGGGAGCACCAGGAUGGCCGCCAUCAGAGGGCCGUCUCAGGAGCCCGGAUAACCUGGAGGUCAUGUCGUUCUCGUGGGACAUGGAAACAGAUCCCACGCCACCCCAUUCCCCUCCACAUACACGACGUAUAUCCAGCUCCUCUUCGGCUAGCAACAAGAACUCACCAGAUAGCUUGUCUCCGCGUGGAUUUUUGCCUUCCAGGAACUACAAGUCCACGUUGUCUGCCUUUGAGGAGUCAGACUCAGAGACCACUACCGAUGAUGAAUACUAUCUCAACAGCGAUGAUGACGACGAGCAAGAAACAGAAGUUUAGCGGAUAACGUUGUGUGUUCUGAAUGAAGUCGUGCAUGCAGUUUGUGUGGUUUUUGAAUGCGAACGUUUUUUGUAUCUGUGCACUUUGAUCAGUCUUCCUCAGGAACAAAACACAAUAACAGUGUGAUAAUAUGUCCUUCCACAGACGCUUACGAAUCUCCAUUUUGAUCGAACUAUUGAAUGUAAUAUGAUGGAAAUCAAAACAAAAUCAACGCGCUGAAGCACUUACACAUGCUCCUGUUUAUGCUCGCCCUGCCUUGGCUAAUAGCUUCGAUCCAAGUGCUAAUGUUUCAACUCUUUUUUUCAGUUUGAGAUUAUUAUUGAUAAUCAAUAAUGACAGUUCAUGCAUUAUAGGAUCACAGAUGAUAUUCAGGUUGUGUGUUUUGUGACAUUUGUAUAUGAAGCUUUUUUUUUUUACCGAUUGUUGGACACAACCUGCCCUUUGUAUUGCGUCAUUCGGUGUCAAGAAGCGGCGGUUUAAAUGCUAAAUCAUCUUAGAAAGAAAGCAGAAAAGUCGAAAGCUAAUUUUUUUUUUUUGGAACCACAGAACAAAUAUUAUUUCGAGCUUGCUCAACUAGGAUAAAUUAAAUCUAACAAAAAAUCGUAACACUAUACUUGACAUUUAUAGAGCAGUAUUUUUUUGUUGCUAACCAAGCAAGACAUGAAGUGCUAAAAGUUCUUGUAUAAGAUUGGUUUUUAAUUUCAACACAAAUUAUUUAACGACAAAUAUUAAAACAUCGAUUUGAAGUUCUAAAGUCGGCGCUGACGAUAAGAACGAUACAUAAAGAAAUAUAUAUUUUCACGUCAUCGGACGUGAUAACGUAAGUAUCUGUCACGUCUGCUGAAAAGUCUUUAUUUUUUUAUGCUGGAAUAAUAGAGAAGUUGGUAAUAAAUCAUAGAAAAUCA
Tachysurus fulvidraco (yellow catfish) is the source of this 5553-nucleotide messenger RNA. Its product is annotated as mucin-4. The record is from RefSeq and is a predicted model, not a curated record. The coding region runs from base 65 to 4648 and encodes 1527 amino acids. NCBI's taxonomy places the organism in Eukaryota, Metazoa, Chordata, Actinopteri, Siluriformes, Bagridae. The transcript has 5 exons.